Molecule: messenger RNA, 969 nt
Organism: Moneuplotes crassus
Lineage: Eukaryota; Ciliophora; Spirotrichea; Euplotida; Euplotidae
Source: the annotation of a GenBank genome assembly
UAAAUAUGAAGAUUUUAGGUGUUGUUGCUAUUGCAGCUGUUGUUGGAUUAGCUUUUUAUUCUGUUUCUAAUUAUGUAAGCUCUGAUGUUGAGACUCAAUUCCAAGAGUUCCUUUCAAUGUAUGGAGCUAACUACGGAUCAGUAGAAGAAUAUAACUUCAGACUCAGAGUUUUCUCAGACAACUUGCAGACAAUUGAUAGACUUAGAAUUGAGAAUCCAUUGGCUACCUUCGGAGUCAACAAAUUCGCUGACAGAACCCAAGAAGAGAUGAACGUAAGAAUGGGACUCAUCGUUCCAGCUGGCAAGAAGAUGCUCGGAAGCAUUAACGAGGACAUCACUGCUGAAAGCUCAGACUAUACUUACUUGUAUGAUCAUAUCGAAGAUCAAGGAAGCUGUGGAUCAUGCUGGGCUUUCUCAGCUGCCGCUACCUUUGAAGCCAGAAAAGCUCUUGCUGAAGACUCCAAUAACCCAUCAGUAGAUACUUUCUACUCUGAGCAACAACUUGUUGACUGUGAACCACAAUCAAGCGGAUGUAAUGGAGGUUUGAUGGAUUAUGCCUUCCAAUACUUGACUGAUCAUCACUUCUGUAGUCAUUCUGAAUACCCAUACACUGCUGUCACCGGCUCAUGUAAAAUCAACUCUUGCGAUAAGGGACCAGUCGAUACCGGAUACGCUGAUAUUCCACAAGGAUCAGAAGAUUUCAUGUAUCACAAAUUGCAUGAUGAUGGACCAAUUGCAGUUGCCGUUGACGCAACUUCAUGGUCAUACUACCAAGGAGGAAUCUUGACCUCUUGCUCCACAGCUUUGAAUCACGGAGUUACCCUUGUUGGAUACAACUCUGAUGAGAACUCUGCCACUAUCAGAAACUCUUGGGGUGAAUCAUGGGGAGAAUCAGGACAUAUCAGACUUGCUGCUGGACAAAACAUGUGCGGAAUUGCUACUAUGGCUUCCUUCCCAACCUUUGAAUAAG